CAUGUUUUUGAGCUGUGAAUGAACACGUCAAAAUUAAAAUUCCGAUGAGCAGUAGAGUUGAAUAAUAACAUCACAGCAAGUACCCCGCAGAGUGUUGACAAAAGAAGUCUUCAAGCUUUAUAUGCACCUUUAUCUCUGCUUUCAAACUGUGCUUUGAUUUUUUUUAAUCACCGUAUCACAAGCAAGACAUAAACAUUAGCUAUACUCUCUGUGUCUGUGGAGAGCACUGGCUGCAAGUUUUCUGAUAAAAAAGCACCGAAGAUGGGGGCUCUGAUGGGUACUUUGUCAUUCCAGACGAAAGAAAGGAGUCGACGUAAAGACAGUGUUGAGGAUGAGUUGGAAAUGGCUACCGUCUGCCAUCGUCCCGAGGGGCUGGAGCAGCUUGAGGCACAAACUAAAUUCACAAAAAAAGAACUUCAGAUCCUCUAUAGGGGUUUUAAAAAUGAAUGUCCCAGUGGGAUAGUCAAUGAAGAGACAUUCAAAGAGAUUUAUGCACAGUUCUUUCCCCAGGGUGAUGCAUCUACAUAUGCACACUUUCUGUUUAAUGCCUUUGACACAGACCACAAUGGUUCAGUAAGUUUUGAGGAUUUUGUCCUAGGCCUUUCCGUUUUACUUCGUGGAACAAUACAAGAUAAACUAAAAUGGGCUUUCAAUUUAUAUGACAUAAAUAAGGAUGGAUAUGUAACAAAGGAGGAAAUGUUGGAUAUUAUGAAAUCUAUCUAUGACAUGAUGGGAAAAUACACUUAUCCUGUUCUUAGAGAAGAAACGCCCAGACAACAUGUUGAAAUUUUUUUUCAGAAAAUGGAUAAAAAUAAAGAUGGAGUAGUGACCAUUGAUGAAUUCAUUGACACCUGCCAAAAAGAUGAGAAUAUCAUGAAAUCCAUGCAACUCUUUGAAAAUAUUAUUUAAUGACAGCAACAAUCAAGCACUUUAAAGGACAGCUUCAAAGAUUCUUAACAAAAGGAGUGACUGUGAUCAGUGGAGGAACUACUACCACUAUAAUAGAACUCAGCAACAUGCUGAGAAGAUGUAUUAUGCAAGUCAGCUUUGUUCAGAUGUAAAGCCUUCAACUAGUAUAUAUUUUUUAGAGUUAUGAACAUAGCCAAUGUCAUAACAUUAAGAAUGGAGUCUUUUAAUUUAAAAAAAUUGAAUUAGUUGCACAAGUAAAAUGCAUGCUUUCAUAAUCUGACAAAGGACCCUUCAUAAAAAUGAUAAUGACUAUGGUUAUGUUACUACUUUUGAUUGAGUGAAUGAGGUGGAGAGUGUGUGUGUGAGUGUGUGUGGGUGUGUGUGAGUGAGUGUGUGUGUGUGUGUGUGUGUGUGUGUGUGUGUGUGUGUGAGUGAGUGAGUGUGAGAGUGUGUGUAUAUACGCACAUGCACACAUGUGACUAGUGUGAAUGUGGGUGUAUAUGACUGAUGUGCACUUCUAAUUUGCUGCAGACUGUUUGGCAAAUUGAAAUAAGCAGCACCUGAACCAAACAUGAUUCAAGAGCCCAUUUAAGUGUAAUUUUAAUGAAACAUAGGGCAGUGUAGAGAAUAAAAGACAAAUGCAAUGUAACAUACUAUCCAUUUGUACAUCAGUUUCUUAACUAGAGUAAUCAGAGUACCUUUUAUUGGCAAGGUCACACAACUAUUUCAGAUAUACAGAUGGAAUGCUAAAGACAUGUUCAAGCUAAUCUGCUCUGAUUUAUUUACAACGUACUAUCUGAGGAGCAGCAUGGCCCCAUUACAUCUUCAAUUUAUGAUAAUGUCUUUGUGUAUUAAUGUGUACAUUUUGUAACGAAACAGCCCACAAAAAUAAAGAGAGG
This is a messenger RNA of Pristis pectinata (smalltooth sawfish), 1808 nucleotides long. RefSeq names its product potassium voltage-gated channel interacting protein 4a (gene kcnip4a). Gene Ontology annotation, molecular function: calcium ion binding; potassium channel regulator activity. Gene Ontology annotation, biological process: regulation of potassium ion transmembrane transport. NCBI's taxonomy places the organism in Eukaryota, Metazoa, Chordata, Chondrichthyes, Rhinopristiformes, Pristidae. The record is from RefSeq and is a predicted model, not a curated record. Gene Ontology annotation, cellular component: voltage-gated potassium channel complex. Bases 262 to 909 code for a protein of 215 amino acids. The transcript is spliced from 8 exons.